Microthlaspi erraticum is the source of this 552-nucleotide messenger RNA. Lineage: Eukaryota; Viridiplantae; Streptophyta; Magnoliopsida; Brassicales; Brassicaceae. The record is from the annotation of a GenBank genome assembly.
AUGAUGAAACCUACAGCAAAAUCAAUUCAUAGAGUUGGUCGUUUCUUAAAGAAGAGCAUUGGGAGCAUCAAGUCCACUAUCUGCUUCGGUAAAUACCACAACUUGCCUAACACUAACAACACUCCUCUCUUGACCCCCUUCUCCUGCAGUCUUCGGCGCCGAUGUUCACAAGAAUCCCAAACUGAAGAAUCCUACAGUGUUAUCUCUUGCGAGAGCACGGCUGUCGCAGGAGCUAGAGAUGAGAGUCUCAUCAACAAAAACCAGCAUAAAAAGAAACAGAGGAAAAAAGUAUCAGAGCCAUUCGAGGAGGCCAAGAGAAGAGGUGACAUGUUGGCUCAGAAGAUGAAAGAUCUCAACAUGGUGGACCUGAGAGACGAGGAUCACGCAUUGGAUGUACGAGAAGCGCUUCGGUGCUAUUCAAGCAUCAGAAGCCCUGUCUACCUUGACAUUGUUGACAAUUUCUUCACAGACAUGUACUACGAGUUCUCUGAUCCACGCACUUCUUCCACUGUCAACGGUUCAAGAAGAAAAGCAGGCUCCUUCAGGCUCUAA